GUCGAAGAGGUUGAAAAGAAGGGUUUUAAAAUUAUAAAACUAAAUAAGCAAAACAAAAAGGAAAUCUCUAAUAAAUUGUGGAAGAAAAAACUUACAAAAUCUGAAUUGAACACUUGCGAUCAAAUUAGAGAACGCCUUCUGAGAUCAAGAAACAUUAUUAAAAUUAAUUAUAAUGUACUAAAAAGUGAAUAUUUGAAUACAAGUGAUAAAAAAAAUUUUCUUACACAAUUUCGUGAAAAAUGGCUUAAACCUAAACCACAAACGGCUGCCCUAAAACAAAGUUGUAGCGUUGAUGACGUUCUUCACAAAAGAGCAGAAUUUUUACUUUUAGGAAAUUACCUUGUUUCAACCAAAGACAAUAAUAUUUCAAUUCUCAAAAAUUAUAACAAAAUUGCUUACAAGCGAUUCUCCACUCUUAACGAUAUUAUCGGAGGAGAAAUUUUAUUACUUCCCUUUCAUACAUCAUUUUACACAAAGAAUGAAAAUGCGAGUAAUGUAAAAUCUUUAAUAAAAUGGUUCAAAAAUGGUAAAGGUGAAG
Messenger RNA from Dentiscutata heterogama, 538 nucleotides. The record is from the annotation of a GenBank genome assembly. Lineage: Eukaryota; Fungi; Glomeromycota; Glomeromycetes; Diversisporales; Gigasporaceae.